Messenger RNA from Ilex paraguariensis (yerba mate), 1742 nucleotides. Lineage: Eukaryota; Viridiplantae; Streptophyta; Magnoliopsida; Aquifoliales; Aquifoliaceae. The record is from the annotation of a GenBank genome assembly.
AUGUCAGACUAUUUACCUCACGAAAUCAUAAUUGAAAUCCUCACAAAACUACCCGUCAAAUCCAUCCUCCGAUGCAUACUCGUCUGCAAGGCAUGGUACUCUUUGAUCACAAGCCCUAAUUUCAUCGUCAGACACCUCAAUCGCACCGUUUUGAGCAGCAAAAUCUACCAUCCCACACUUUUCAUCAGACGUUACGACAAGAAUGGCCAGAACGAGCACUAUACAUUACACCGAGAAGAUGAAACAUUUGGGGUUAGUUUUUCGGAACUGGAAUUUCCAUUUAAGAUUCCAAUUGGGUAUUUUAGAAUAGUUGGUUGUUGCAAUGGGUUGAUAUGCUUGUCUUAUGAUUUAUUUGGUGAUAUGACAACUAUAAUUCUAUGGAACCCAUCGAUUAGGAAAUCGGUUACUCUGCCAAAACCCAGUAAGUCAAAAUCACUACACAUGUUUGUGCUUGGUUUCGGAGUUGUCCCAAUGACUCAGGAUUUCAAAGUGGUGAGAAUUGUAUAUUACAAAGGGUUUUUUAGUGGCUACGAAGCCCCUCCCAAUGUUGAGAUUUACACGCUCAGCACAGGAUCGUGGAGAAGCAUUAAUUCGGCUGCUCCUUCAUAUUGUAUGGUGGAAUAUAUGUGGUCACAGGCUUUGGUAAAUGGGGUUGUGCAUUGGAUUGCAUAUAAUCCAUGUUUUGAGUUCGGGUUCUGCAGUUUGAUUGUGUCAUUCGAUUUGGGUGAAGAGGUAUUUCAUGAGAUUGUGCUUCCUGAGGCUUUGGCUGGUGAGAUUGCGACAAACUUGUCUACUUCUGUAUUUAGGGAGUCCCUUGCUGUGAUCAAGUAUGAUAAGGAAAUAGGAACUACGUCAUGUUGUGUGUGGGUUAUGAAAGAGUAUGGAGUUGCAGAUUCAUGGACUAAAUUAUUUAGCAUUCAUCUAGUGGGAACAUUGGAGAAAAUAAUAGGAUUUAGGAAGAAUGGUGAAGUUUUGUUGUCAUCGAGGAGCUGCAAGCUGGUUGCUUAUGACCCCAAGAUGGGACUGAUCAAGGACCUUGAAAUCCUUGGUGACACGCGCUCCUUUCAUGUUGAUACAUACAUGGAAACCCUGGUUUUAUUAGGGAAAUCAAAGCGUUAGUUCAGUUCCGGUACUCUCGGGUAAGUAGCUCUACGAAAGAGUGCUCGGUUGGUUCUCACUUGGAAGGCAGCUCGUAGAAACAAAACAGUUUUAGGUUUGCCGGUCCUUUAUUCAAUGAGUCGGCUCUCUAUGGUCUAAAAUAGGCUCCUCGUGCUUGGUUUGAGAAGUUCAGCACCACACGACCCGCAUCCCUUCACCCAGUUCCGAACCAGUACGAGCACCAGAUAAAGCGCAAGCGGGGUCUGGAAUAACUAUAUAGUUGGGGCACCGAAUAUGCCUUAUUUGUCUUAGUCCUAUAAUGGGUCUAUCUCUGAGGCCAGAGGUCUACUACAGAGUACCGUUUCAUUAUCCGACACAAAGCAGUCUCGCAUAAAAAGUCGGUCCCCUCCUGAUCAAGUUGGGUGUGAAGGUGAGCUCCUAAGUCGGUCAUUCCUUGCUUAAGUGAGGCUGGUUUAGUUCAAGGCCCCUGAGAGGGGUAACUGAAUUCUUGCGAUGCUCAUAGUGGCCAGAGAAGACAAGCGAAUGUAGUUGAAGAGGUAGAAUGUUAGUGAUAUUAAAUAGCAAUUUGCAAAAAAAAGGCAAAAUAGAUCAUUCCAGUUACAUAAUUUAGAUCAUAUAUAGAG